This is a messenger RNA of Peromyscus eremicus (cactus mouse), 1974 nucleotides long. RefSeq names its product neuron derived neurotrophic factor (gene Ndnf). Gene Ontology annotation, molecular function: protein binding. The transcript has 3 exons. The record is from RefSeq and is a predicted model, not a curated record. The coding region runs from base 1 to 1707 and encodes 568 amino acids. Gene Ontology annotation, biological process: extracellular matrix organization. NCBI's taxonomy places the organism in Eukaryota, Metazoa, Chordata, Mammalia, Rodentia, Cricetidae.
AUGGUGCUGCUCCACUGGUGUUUGCUGUGGCUCCUGUUACCACUCGCCUCGAGGACCCAAAAGCUGCCCACCCGAGAUGAGGAGCUUUUUCAGAUGCAGAUCCGGGAUAAGGCAUUUUUCCACGAUUCAUCCGUGAUUCCAGAUGGAGCUGAGAUCAGCAGUUACCUCUUUAAAGAUACACCUAGAAGGUACUUCUUCAUGGUUGAGGAAGAUAACACCCCAUUGUCCGUCACUGUGACACCCUGUGAUGCUCCUUUGGAGUGGAAGCUUAGCCUUCAGGAGCUGCCUGAGGAGGCGAGUGCAGAUGGAUCAGGUGACCCAGAACCACUUGACCAGCAGAAGCAACAGAUGACUGACAUGGAAGGCACAGAACUGUUCUCCUACAAGGGCAAUGACGUAGAGUAUUUUCUGUCUUCAAGUUCUCCAUCUGGUUUGUAUCAGUUGGAACUUCUUUCAACCGAGAAAGACACAUAUUUCAAAGUAUACGCCACCACCACUCCAGAAUCUGAUCAGCCAUACCCUGAAUUACCAUAUGACCCUAGAGUCGAUGUGACCUCCCUCGGACGUACCACGGUAACUUUGGUCUGGAAGCCGAGCCCCACAGGCUCUGUGUUGAAACAACCCAUUGAGUACUGCGUGGUCAUCAACAAGGAGCACAAUUUCAAAAGCCUUUGUGCGGUGGAAACAAAGCUGAGUGCAGAUGACGCCUUCAUGAUGGCACCCAAACCUGGUCUCGACUUUAGCCCCUUCGACUUCGCCCAUUUUGGAUUUCCAAUAGAUAAUUUGGGUAAAGAUCGCAGCUUCCUGGCAAAGCCUUCUCCCAAAGUGGGGCGCCACGUCUACUGGAAGCCCAAGGUUGACAUUCAGAAAAUCUGCAUAGGAAAUAAAAACAUUUUUACAGUCUCUGACCUGAAGCCGGACACCCAGUACUACUUCGAUGUCUUCGUGGUCAAUACCAACAGCAACCUAAGCACGGCUUAUGUGGGUACUUUUGCCAAGACCAAGGAGGAAGCGAAACAGAAAACAGUGGAGCUAAAAGAUGGGAGGGUCACAGACGUGUUUGUUAAAAGGAAGAGAACGAAGUUUCUGCGAUUUGCUCCAGUCUCCUCUCACCAAAAAGCCAGCUUCUUCAUUCACUCUUGUCUGGAUGCUGUUCAAGUCCAAGUGAGACGAGAUGGAAAGCUGCUUCUGUCCCAGAAUGUGGAAGGCAUUCGGCAGUUCCAGCUAAGAGGAAAACCCAAAGCAAAAUACCUCAUUCGACUGAAAGGCAGCAAGAAAGGAGCAUCUAUGUUGAAAAUACUGGCCACCACUAAGCCUAGUAAGCAGGCUUUCCCCUCUCUUCCGCAAGACACGAGAAUCAAAGCCUUUGAUAAGCUACGCACCUGCUCUUCGGUCACAGUGGCUUGGCUAGGCACCCAAGAAAGGAGAAAGUUUUGUAUCUACAGGAAAGAAUUGGAUGGGAACUACAGCGAAGACCAGAAGAGAAGAGCGCAAAACCGGUGCCUGGGACCAGACACCAGGAAGAAGUCAGAGAAGGUCCUCUGCAAGUAUUUCCACAGCCAAAACCUGCGGAAAGCAGUGACCACAGAGACAAUCAAAGAUCUGCAGCCUGGCAAAUCUUACCUCCUGGAUGUUUAUGUUGUAGGACAUGGGGGACACUCUGUGAAGUAUCAGAGUAAAGUUGUGAAAACAAGGAAGGUCUGUUAGUUAACUUGAGUGAAGAAGAUGUGGAGGACUCCGGGAGAGACACGGAAUCACUUUGUAAACUGACUACUCUCAUGGUGGACCAAAGUUGUGACCUGUGCUUGAAAGGAAGGAUACCAACACGUGUACAUUGAUGUCCGUUGUAAUGUAACAUGGAGACUUGUACUCACACAUACCUGUGGUACUUAGGGUCCAUCUGUCUGAUGCUGGUUGAUGUCAAAGGAAGAGGGUAUCUUGAUGGAUACCACCCCUUGCUUUGAGCAUUGCAUG